Messenger RNA from Struthio camelus australis, 5261 nucleotides. The record is from RefSeq and is a predicted model, not a curated record. Lineage: Eukaryota; Metazoa; Chordata; Aves; Struthioniformes; Struthionidae.
UCCAAAUGCUUAGAACCGACUUAUCCAAAGUCCCCCUGCAAAGCCAGGAAUGGAAGACAGGCAUAACACUGCACUCCACUGCAUGAUCCUCCACUUCAUACAGUUUCAGUAGUAACGUUAACCCGUACAUCACAUUACCUGUGUAGGUUUAGAAUGUUCCUCUGCUGAAUUCUCUACCUGAAACGUCUCUUGCAGUCUCGCUCUUUCUUGAAAGAUAUGCAAACAAGCAGAUUUCUAUAAAUAAAUAUGCCAUCUGCUUGUUUCAAGAACGGGAUGUGUUUUCUGCAUUACUGAUGUGGAGCUCCUCUGAAGCACAAGCCAGUGAGCUCUUGAGAUUUCAAAACCUGCUUUUGUUCCAUUCGGAAGCAAAUAACAAAACAUCUCAGACCUCUGCAUGAUGGGCACAGGAAGGAGGAGGUGUGCAGAAAACAUGACAUUUAAUUUCAGGUCAACCUUUACAAAUGUUUCUGAUACUCUCCAACUUGUUUCCAGAGCUGAUCAGCUCAAUAAACCUGCAAAGCAGAAGAGCCAGGAAACUUGGAAGGUUUGACUCUGAAGCAGCCAGUCAAAGUAGCUAUUCCAUAGCCAUAGCUUGGGCAUACGUGUGCUCUGCAUUUGUAUGGUGGUCUCAAGGCCAAGUAGCCCACUAUUUAUUCAUGGCUGCCUGCUCAGGUUGAUCUUUGCAAUGACUCUGUUAAAGCUCUGGAGGGCGGUCCUGGGGGGAGAGGGCUGCGGUUACACUUAGGAGCACAUGCUAGGGUUGCGUUUUUCUGCAACGUAGCUUUAUCUUGCCAAGGUUGUUUGCAUGUGUCCCUUUUGUCCUAACAGUGAUGUUAGAUGAUCAGUAUCAGGCAAAUAGAGUUCUGUUGGUCUUCCCUCACAGACGGGUCCCCAUGUGACCUGCUGCGAUAGUAGAUAGGUUUUGUAGGCAGCCUGAACUAAAGUUACAGACAGGCUGUCUCUGAAGAUGAUGUGGAAGUGCAAAGCUGAAUCUUGAAAGUGCUGGAGGCCUCAGACAGCUUCCAGGAGUACCUAGCUCAGUUAUUGUGUUGGUAGUCUAGGAGCCCCAACUGAUGGGAUGCGUGGAAGCUGGACUCACUGGUAUUUCCCUGGCUUCUCUCCAGGCGUUGCCUUGAAGAGGAGGAAUAGCAAAAGGUGGUCGGGGUUCUGACAGAAAUGGUUUUCCCCUGGAAUUUCACUGGCACUGAUAUAUCGUCAAAAGACGUGAAUUAGGACAGCUCUUCAAACUUGAAGAAAAACUUGUUUUGUCACGCUUUUCUUGCAUGUUCUAAGGAGCUGAAUAUAUAAUUUGACUUUUUGAGGUACAUGUGUUGUUCAGUGUGUCAUACACAAGUGCUUCAAAUCCUACAGGAAGGUUCUAAGAUGGGCAAAUAAGUCUAUUGCAUAGUACUAUGUAUAGAGUACUUUGAAUAUGUCUUGUGAUUAAUUGCAAGGAUUAAGACUUAAAUAUUUUGCAAAGUGAAUUCAGAAACCUCAAGGUUUUCCCCAUGGAGAGGUCAUUUUGAAUAGCCUGAAGGUUCAGAUCCUACAGGUAUAACUCUGCUUUUUAAAGUGACUGCGAAAAUAAUACUGUACGGCUUUAGUUUUCUAUGUGGCUUCUGAACAAAGCUUGCUACCUUGUUGAAAGUGGAAAGACUUUUUUUUUCCCUAAAUCUUAAUCUGUAAGCUUGAUCUAAAUAAGAAAGUUUUUCAUCUAUCUCAUUCAGUAGUGCCAGAACUAAAUGGGCUUGAUAGGUAUUUAGUUAAAAUUAGUGAUUUAAUCACUUUCUAGCUUGCUGUUAUCAGUGGUAAACUUCAAGAUAUAGUAACUAGUAGAUCUUAUCUUCUUAUCCAUAGGUCUUAGUUGUGGAUAGGAAGAUGAAAAUAAGCAUUUUAAAUCUCCAAAAUAUUCCUCACGCUUGGGUGAAUUAAUAAAAUGAACUAGACAGAAACGGAGGUGGGGAAAACCACCUUUCUUUUCAUCUGCAGAAGAGGUUGUUAUUGUGGAAGGAGGUUUAUCAGUUGCACAGACUUAGGUUCUCAGUAUUUGUGUAAUGACUUCCUGUAGUCACUUUAAACAUUGAACAGAGGAAGAUUUACAUCUCAGAUAAGGUUUUCCUUUCAGUUAACCGAUUUUAACCGAUUUUAAUGUAUCAUGUGAAGUUUGACCAGAGUAUACUUUGUUUCACAGUUGCACCUUGCUAUUCUGUCUGUAAUUCAAAACUAGAACCUGCAAAUAUUAAUACUAUGAGGGUAGUAGAUGAGGUAGAAUAAUAACAUGUAGGAGUGGGAAUAUUUAUAAAGACUUUGUAGCUUUCUUACAAUUAACAAUUUUAACUUUUUUUUUUUUUUAACUCCCUCUUGAUCUACCCUUUUUCUGGAAACAUUUUUUGCAACAGUGAUAGUCUUAAUGAUAUCUCAAAUAAAGCCAAAUACUCAUUAUUUUUUAUUGUAUUUAACAUACUGGAUUCAGUGGCAUAGAAUUUUCAGAUGCUAUCUUCAUGCAAAAUCAGUACAAAUAAUCAGAAAAUUUUUUGUGUAUUUAUUUGAAAUGGUAAUAAAGCUUUCCAGGUGAGGAAAGGAAAAGUGCUAUUAUCAUAAAAUUACCUGUCUAAACUGGUACCCUCCAUCCCCCGAUGUAAUAGCAGUAACAGUGCAGUUCAGUACCAUUUCGGUCCUGUUGUCCCCCCACACACACACUGAAGAGGUGAAAAUAAUUUUUUGCACAUAGACCUCAUCUCAGUUGUGAGUUGUUCACUAGCACAAGUUGCUGAAUCUGAUUUUUAUUUAAUGUAUUUGCAGGUAUAGAAGCAAAAUGUAUAUUUCACAACUAGUAGGUUAUAUUUCUUAAUCGCUAUGGCAACACUCAUGGGUGGAUCCCUGCAUUUUUAUCAACUUGGAAAAUUCUCCCUGUGUGCCUGGAGCAGGACACUUCCCAGUACACUUGGGAACACCUGGGACAUCUGACCCACAACUGUUCUGAACACCCUCUACUUUAGCAAGGAGGUGUAUUAUGGUGCCAUGUUUCACAUGCUCCCAGCCGUUAUUUGUAGAUUUCCAAAGGUGGUUAUUUUUUAAAGUGUACAUCAGCAUUCUGUCUACAGGUUGUUACAGCUUGCCUGAAAGAUCUGUGAGAGGGCCACCGCUCAACCUACAAAUGAAAUCUCACAAUUUCCAGCACAUUUUGUCCUGGCAGCCAGGAAGUGAUCUAACUGUGCCAACACGCUAUCGUGUGCUAUAUUCUGACCGCAGGAACUGGAAGACUGCUAAACAAUGUUCAGAUAUUACGCAACUCUUGUGCAAUCUGACAGAGGAUUUUGAAGAUUUUUCUCUUCAGUACUCUACAUUGGUUCAGAGCUUCAUAGGAACUGAAAUAUUCAAUUCUUCUGCACUUCAUUUUGUGCCGUUUACUGACACAUUCCUGGGACCACCAGAAGUUAAUAUAAGUUCCUGUGCAAACUGCAUAAAUAUCACUGUAAAGCUACCAACAUCUCACUUCAGAAAAAAUGAAAAGCUACUGUCUUUAAUUGAUAUAUAUGAAGAGCUUGAUUAUGAGGUAACACUGAAAACACGUGAUGGACAGCAUAAGAGGCCACGUGAGAGAACCACUAGAGAAAUUUUUAAUAUGGUCAUUGAAGAUUUGUUUCCAAAUAGAAAUUAUUGUGUGUCCGUUAUGGUCUCCGCAUCUCUAAAUAAACAUUCCAUCUCAUCACCCUGGAAAUGUAUAACUGCAGACUCUAGAGCUCAACAAGAUUAUCAUAUAGCUACAAUCACAGGUGCUGUAUGUUUUUCAUUGGCUAUCGUUGUCAUCCUGAGCUGUAUGUAUGCAGGAGGUUUUAUUCUUCAAAAAAAAUCACUUCCACGUACCUUGGUAUUCAUCAAUACAUUAGGCUAUUCACCUUUUACACUUGAAUCUGAAGAAACAGCCUUCGUAGAGAUCAUUUCUAAAGAGGUUAAAAAAAAGGCAAAGGAAUGUAGUGGCUGUGGCAGUGAUGAAGACGAUGAUGACGACAGUGAAAGUGAUGCCAGUAAUCAUGACUAUACAAGGCGUGAUAUCUUCAGUAAAGUGCCUCAUUCCUCUGCCAUGUCAAAUGCAUUUGUGCAAUGCUGUACAGACAGUACGUGUGAAGAUGGCAGCAGUCAGGCAAGUCAAAAUCCAGACACUGACCGAGAAGAUUUUGAAGAGAAUGAGAUGGACAUUGAAGAAGAUAAAGGUGCAAGUGCAAAGUUACUUAGUCCUUUCUCUGAGGUAAAUUGUACCUCUUCUGAGCCAAGGAAUAGCGCUUGCUUUACCAUAAACUUAAAAACUGUGCUGCUGGGAACCUCUGAAGAGAACAUAGAUAGUUCUGCUGCUCUCCUCUCUUCCCGAGAAGAUGCAGUUGACUGGCAAGACUCCGGUGCUUUUGAAUCAAUACUCCUUGAUGACACACAAAGUGUGCGCAAACCACUCUGUCAUAGCAUUGCUCAUGAAUGGCAAAAUUCUUCUAGUUCUGAUGAAAGUGAUUCAUCAGAUUCAGAUACGGACCAGAAAACUGAAUACAUAAGAAGAUGAAUAAGUGAGAACCACUAUUUUAUAACGUACAUAUAUAUUGUCGUAACUUUAUUUCUGAACUGAACACAGAUCUGGUCUUUCUCUUUUUUAACAUUCUUGGAAGUAUAUGCCUGUGCAUUGUUAAAAGUGAGUCUCACUUAUUUUCAAAAAUUGCUGUGGUAUCUUCAGGUGUGGUCCAGGUUGUAUUAUCUCCAGGGAAACACAGAUGACUCUUCAGAUGCUAAGAUGCGGCAGAGAUACAGAGCAGUUAUUUCAUUUUGCAGUUUGAUGGUGAGUUAUGCUUUGAGCUGUUACGAAGUAAGUACUUUCUGUAAAUUAUUGUGAGGAAUUCAUAGUACAGGAAGAGGUGAGCAGCUGGUGUCUUAACCAGACCUUCUGACUAUCAGCGUUGGAAAGAACAGUAAUAUGAAAGGAACCUCUGCUAUUAUUUCUUAGCUCUGUUGGUAUGUUAAUCUGAAACCUGUUUUGUCAGAUGGAUUGCAGAUGUCAAAACAGUCCUGUAUUGAAGUCAGUGAACUGAUUUCUGCAUGAAUGCGUUUGUGCAGAGAAAGCUGAUCAAGUGAUAUCUCGGGGGAAGGUAAAAAUACUCAGAAACUUACAAAAGUAUUUUUCUAACUGAGAAUCAAGGCAUUAUAUAUACACCUUAUUUUUAUGCAGUUAAUGUACAGUACAUUUUUAAUGUGAAUAAAAGCAUUUUAAGAAACAGUUA